This is a messenger RNA of Rhizophagus irregularis DAOM 181602=DAOM 197198, 1731 nucleotides long. The record is from RefSeq and is a predicted model, not a curated record. Lineage: Eukaryota; Fungi; Glomeromycota; Glomeromycetes; Glomerales; Glomeraceae.
AUGGCAUACUCAAAACUAUUUUUAGGAAAUUUACCUGAAUUAAUAUGUGAAAUUAUACAGUAUUUUAGGAAUGAUCUUUCAACAUUGUAUUCAUGUAUUUUAGUCAACAAAUUAUGGUGUCGCUUAGCAAUUCCAUUGUUAUGGGAAGAUCCAUUUUCUUCAACUCACGUUCAAAAUUUUCAAUUUAUUGAAAUUUACUUAUGUAAUUUAAAUGAGGAUGAUAGAACAAAAUUUAAUGAAUAUGUAAACCAAUUAGUGAAUAUGGAAUUAAUGGCAAAUUGUAAACAAUUAGUGAAUAUGGAAUUAAUAGCAAAUUGUUCCAGUACAUUAUUCAAUUAUUCUAGUUUUAUUAAACGUUUAAAUACACAUAAAGUUGCUUAUUCUAUUGAAAAUUGGUUAAUGGAUGAUAAACAUUGGGAAAAUUAUCCUAGUUUUAUUGAACUAAUUACUAAAAAUUUGCUUAUACAUUUGGAGAUCUCAAUAUUAGUUUAUAGAUUACUAUUUAAAAUGUUUAUUGAAAAUGAAGGAAAUUUACAUUCUUUUGAAGUUGAAGUACGUACAUAUGAUGAUCGUAAUUACUAUCUUAAUGAUACUAUGGAAUUAACUUUACAAAAUCCAAAUUUUACUUGCAAUAUUAGACAUUUAAAUUUAAUAUUUUAUAUGGAUAUUAUAUAUAUCGAUAUUAAUACAAAUUUCUUUCUUUUACUAAAAUUUUUAUGUUCUAAUUGUAAUUCAAUCUCAUCAUUUUAUAUUAGAAUUAUUAAUAUUUAUAAAUUUGAAGGGACUAAGCAUGUUGAAAAAUGGUUAACACAAAUGAUUAAUACACAACAGAAUCUCAAAAAAAUUUCAUUUGAACAAAAUAACUUUUUAUACUAUUCAUUUUCAUCAUUAAAAAAUUCCAAUAUUUCAAAUACUUUGAAAAUAAUUACAUUCUAUAUAAUUGAUUUUAAGGAAAUAAUUAAUAAUAUUCAAGAAAUAUUCAAUCAAUUGAAUGUUUUAGAAACUAUUCAUAUUAUUUAUUGUUAUUCUUUAAAUUCUGAUUUUGUUCAACAAAUUAUUAAUGUUAUUAGACCAUUUAAAUUAAAAUCUUUGAUCAUGAACCAAAUAUUAUUAAAUGUUGAAUUAUUACAAUUGCUAAUACAAAAAUUUGGUAGUGAUUUAGAAAAUUUUGGAUUUGGCCAUUAUAAAUUACCAAUACAAAAAAAACAACAAUUAUUCAAAUUAAUUAUAAAAUACUGUAGAAAAAUUAAAUAUUUUUCAUUAAUAGAACCCAAUUAUAAUAAUAUUAAUCCAACACUUAGCCUAAUUGAAAAUAUUAAUCAAAAUCUUAAUUAUCUUGAUAUAAAAUUUGAAUGUUAUUAUGAUUAUUAUGACGAUUCAUCAAUUGGACAAAUUCUUCCUUCUAAAUUAGGAUUUUUAAAAUUAGAAUUUUUUAGUAUUAAACCAAGUAAACUAUUGAAAAUAUUUUUAGGAAAUUCUCAAAAUACUCUUAUCAAAAGGUUAUUUAUUAAAAUCACAGUUCAAGAGGAAGUCAAAGAUAUUUUACCUCAUAUAAAAGAAUACAUUAUGAAAAAGAAAAGGGCUAAAUAUUUAGCCAUAUUUAUUAAUAAUCAAGACUUGGUUUCUUUGAAAGAUGAAGUAAAAGAAUUUGAAUUAUAUAAUAUUAAAGUUCAAAAAUAUGAUGAAUAUGAUGAAUCUUAUAUUAGAGUUAUUGAUAUUGUAAACAACUAA